Messenger RNA from Blastomyces dermatitidis ER-3, 1243 nucleotides. RefSeq lists its product as uncharacterized. Lineage: Eukaryota; Fungi; Ascomycota; Eurotiomycetes; Onygenales; Ajellomycetaceae. The record is from RefSeq and is a predicted model, not a curated record. The transcript has a single exon. The coding region runs from base 785 to 1243 and encodes 152 amino acids.
CUGGAAAGAGGCCUGAAUAUACUCCCACAGGGUGCCUAGGGGGAGUAGCAAGCCAAUCCUUUGCGACAAACCUGGUUGAAAGGUUCAAAAACAGGUAUCCCAAGCUUUUUUGGCGACAAUAUACGCUCAAUAUUAUUUCUUCAAGGCGUCCACCAAUUUAUAUGUUCAAAUAAAUGCCAUAAUGAUAUCUUCAUCCAAGAGGGGAAACGAGGAGUGAGUUUGAAAGAAGGAACCCGAAGGUUUUCCAAUAUGCACCCAUGAAUACCAAGAUAACGGAAUUAUGAAAGACUGGAAACCCCAAAUCAAAGGACCAGUACGGAAUACCCAGGGAGAUCUUAAGUGCAAUAAUGGUGACAAGCAUUUUGCAUGCUCGCGCUAGGUGGCCAAAAACCUGCAAUGUUAUCGAAGAUAAACUCGGAGAAGUACCCUGGGCUGAGUUACUCUGAUUAUAGAAUCCGUCAAGACAGCUGUGUCCAGACAAGCAGGAGAAAGUCUCGGAUGUCAUAGAUACAUCAGAGAGAUUUGCUAAUGAGGUGAUGAUGAUCACUGCUCGGUCCCAGUUCCAUCGCAUGAAAGAUUUUUGUUUUCCUCGUCUGUAGGACACCGGGGCAAAAGAGCUCAAUCACCACCAGACUAACUGGUAGGUAGGGGCUCGACAUCAUCAAGAAUAUAUGAUGAUUUACGUCCACUACGCAGAGAGCCGAUCCAUUUUGUUGACAAUUGUAAUUGAUGGCCAAAGAGAGAUAGAUGGGCAGCAUACACAAUACAAAACAACGCUUUACUUAUGGUGGCCGGUGCAAUUCCACGACUCCCCCAACAGCAGAGCCGCUGGACUCUACUCUUGACACCUAGUUACCUCCCGCGAAUGACGAUUCGUUAUCGGAACGGGACAUGCCACAACAUCAGGGACGCCCUUUCGUGCUUGCACAACCUAGAGGAUGAUUCGGAGGAGAUUCCCUCAGACAAGCGAGGGAAUGUAUCUCAAGUCCCCAUCCAAGUUGGCAGGCAAUCGGAUAAGAAGACUGGCGUAUUUGUAACAUCUGCUUCUGAUAUUGGCAUAGCACUUUCGGACGAAAUCAAAAACCAGUUGUGCUCGGAGCUGCCGCCGGACCCCGCCGUACGGAAGAUCUUCCUAAGGUUGCUCAGGGCCGGUGAAGACUAUCUGUUUAAAAUAAAGGAUGGUCUUUUUUUAUUUCGCGGGCAGUCGACUCUGCGUUACGAGGGCGUUAGACAAGGACAAUGA